AUGCAUACACACUACCUGACCUCAUCGCGUACCAAUCCACAAUUCUACAUAUUCACACAGCUCUUUGAGGCUGAACACACUGAUAGCUCGCCGUUCGAUCUGACCAGCAUACAGGAGGCGAGUUGGCUGGAUUUCUGGCAGCGCGAGGGCCACCAGCUGCUGGAGGAGAAGUGGAACAAGAGGUUUCCCGAAUACAAGGACAUCGGCGAGGCUGGUGGGGACUGUGACGAGGCGGAGAGAGUCAGCUGGCAGGCGCUCUGGGAGGAGCAUGCCAAAGAGCUGAGUGCUCGCUUUUGGCACAUAUUCAGCUGCGCCUUUGAGAACUAUCAGCACGAGCUGCUGAAAUCUCUAUCUCCCAUCGAUACAGAGAAUCUAGAGGAGGUUGAGCAGGAACUGGAGCAGCUGGAAUUAAGCGGUAACCAGCCCAAGGGCAAGCGAAAGAAAAACAAAAAAAUCGAUGCAAAAGAGCCUUAUUUGAUUUCCAACGACGACCCCGAAGAGGCCUAUUUGAGUGCCAACGACGAUCCCGAAGAUAUGGGAGAGGCAUGGCGGCGUAACCUCCACGGCCUGCCGGACUCCCUUGGCGCCAAGUCAAAAAACUCCACACAACGUCAGCCAAGAACAGAGUCCUGGUUUGAGCAGUAUUCCAGUAGUUACUACGACCCCGAAGACAUUGAAGAGGAAAAGCAGCGUAAACUCCUUGGCCUGCCAGCCUCCUUUGGCGCCCAGGCCAGUAACUCCAAGCGACGCAAGCCAAAAACAGAGUCGUGGGUUGAGCAGUACUCCAGCAGCUACUACGACUCCGAAGAUAUUGAGGAGGAGGAGGUGCAACGUAAUCAUCCCGCCCAAAAACUUCUCGCCUCCUUUGGAGCCCAGGCCAGUUACUCCACGCGUCGCCAGUCAAGAACAGAGUCGUGGCUUGAGCACGACAGCAGCUACUACGACUCGGACCUAGACAUCAUGACCAGCGACGAGGAAGCAGAGCCCCUGCAUGGCGUGCGGCGCGGCUUCAUCAAAAAGAACAAGCCAAAGAAGAAGAAGAAGCCCAACAAGAAACUCGUGGCCCAGAUGCCGGAAUUCAUGUUAGAGAACAAAGGCAAGCUCUUCAAGUACUGGCUGAAGCGCUUCUCGCUGUUCUCCCGCUUCGAUCAGGGCAUCCGCCUGGAUCGCGAGAGCUGGUUCUCGGUGACACCGGAGAAGAUUGCGAAGCAGACGGCUCGUCGUUUGGCCUGCGACGUGAUCCUGGACGCCUUCUGUGGCUGCGGCGGCAAUGCCAUCCAGUUUGCCGCCACCUGCGGCCGCGUCAUUGCCGUGGACAUCGAUGCGGAGAAGCUGGCCAUGGCCAAGCACAAUGCUCGCAUCUACGGUGUGGCUGAUAAGAUCGAGUUCAUUCACGCCGACUUUUUGCAGUUCGCAGCCAGCACCAAGCUGCGUCCGGACGUGGUGUUCUUCAGCCCGCCCUGGGGCGGGCCCAGCUACAUAAAUCAGGCAACAUUUGACAUCGAACGGAGUCUGCUGCCUGUGGGCGCCAGCCAUCUGAUGCAGCUGGGCCGUCGGCUCGCCAACAGCGUCGGCAUCUUUCUGCCCCGCAAUGCCAACAUGAGUCAGGUGAUUGCCCUCAGCGGCGUUGGGCAGCAGUGCGAGGUGGAGCACAACUACCUGGAUACGCGCCUGGUGGCCAUUACGGCCUACUUUGGCAGUGGACUGAUCAAAAAUCAGCCAAAACUCAAAACUCAAACUGCAGCAGUAGGAAAUUCGUUCCUAUAA
Messenger RNA from Drosophila obscura, 1767 nucleotides. RefSeq names its product trimethylguanosine synthase (gene Tgs1). Gene Ontology annotation, molecular function: RNA cap trimethylguanosine synthase activity. The record is from RefSeq and is a predicted model, not a curated record. Lineage: Eukaryota; Metazoa; Arthropoda; Insecta; Diptera; Drosophilidae. Gene Ontology annotation, biological process: 7-methylguanosine cap hypermethylation; 7-methylguanosine RNA capping. Bases 1 to 1767 code for a protein of 588 amino acids. Gene Ontology annotation, cellular component: nucleus. The transcript has a single exon.